Messenger RNA from Dentiscutata erythropus, 453 nucleotides. NCBI's taxonomy places the organism in Eukaryota, Fungi, Glomeromycota, Glomeromycetes, Diversisporales, Gigasporaceae. The record is from the annotation of a GenBank genome assembly.
AUGAAUAGGUAUUAUGAAAAUAACGAGAAUAAUAAUAAAAAUGAUCCAUCAGACCGAUCACGCAAUCUAUUACCAUCUUUGACCUCCACAUCAAAUGUUGAUCUUAUUCGUAUUGAUAUCGAAAGUAUAACAUUCCUUCCACAAAAAACACAACUAUUCUCUGGAACCAACGCAGAUGAAUCAUUAUUUACAGAAAUAACCACAAGAGUCAAAUGCAAAAAUUUAGAAUUAUGUGUUAAACUUGGAGAAGAAGGAAUUUUUAUAAUUUUAGAUCGAUACUUAGAAGAUCAUGAUACAUCAGUGGAAGAACUUAUAUGUGUACUCGAUAAUGAUGAAAUUGAAGAAAAAGAACAAGUUAAAGAAGUCAUUUUUAUAGAAAUUAAUCAAGUGGUUGGGUUCAAAAUAGAAAAUCGUAAUAUUUAUUUUGAGUUUGAUAAAGGAAUUAUAAGAGAG